AUGUCAGCGACAGUGGAGCAGGACGGAGGAGAGCUGGAAGCCAUGUUGAAGGAAACGCAACAAGACUCGAAACCGAACGGUGUUUCGGUAAUAGACAAUUUGAAGUCUUUAGCAGCCGGUGGCGUCGGAGGAGUGUGUGCUGUGGUCACAGGACACCCUUUUGACCUGAUUAAAGUGCGGUGUCAGUCGAACCAGGCCUCUGGAACGGCAGAUGCAGUGAAAAAAGUGCUGCUAGAGGCCAGAGGUCAGCCAGGACCGCUGGUUUUGAACCAAUUGCGAGGAUUCUAUCGAGGCGUAAUUCCACCGCUGCUGGGAGUAACUCCGAUCUUUGCAGUGUCGUUCUGGGGGUACGAUAUGGGCAAACGGCUGGUAACGUGGGGUUCGAGCCCGAAAACUGAAAUUGCAGGCUCCAGCUCCAAAACUACGCCAUUGAGCACCGGCCAGCUGGCUCUGGCAGGUCUGCUCUCUGCAGUCCCUACUACGUUGGUCACUGCACCGACAGAAAGGGUUAAAGUCGUGAUGCAAACCACGGAAGGGGCCUCUUUUGUAGGCGCUGCAGGAAAACUUGUGCGUGACGGAGGUGUCAAAUCGCUAUUUCGCGGUUCUUUGGCCACCUUGGCUCGUGACGGACCCGGCAGUGCCCUGUAUUUUGCAUCCUACGAGGUCUCCAAACGUUACUUGUCUAGGCUCCAAUCAGACGACUCUCUCAGCAUCACAAACAUCUGUCUUGCCGGUGGCAUUGCAGGCAUGAGCAUGUGGAUCGGGGUUUUUCCGAUCGAUACUAUAAAGACAAGACUACAAUCCAGUGCAUCGGCCAGUACGAUGUCAGAGGCAACUAGAGAAAUUUACCGUCGAGCAGGAAUCAAGGGUUUUUUUCCUGGGUUGGGACCCGCUCUGAUGAGAAGUUUUCCGGCUAACGCUGCCACAUUUCUUGGCGUCGAACUCACACACCAGCUGUUCAAACACUACAAUAUGUGA
Messenger RNA from Lachancea lanzarotensis, 978 nucleotides. RefSeq names its product LALA0S04e07470g1_1 (gene CRC1). The coding region runs from base 1 to 978 and encodes 325 amino acids. The transcript has a single exon. Gene Ontology annotation, molecular function: O-acyl-L-carnitine transmembrane transporter activity. Gene Ontology annotation, biological process: carnitine transmembrane transport; mitochondrial transport. Lineage: Eukaryota; Fungi; Ascomycota; Saccharomycetes; Saccharomycetales; Saccharomycetaceae. The record is from RefSeq and is a predicted model, not a curated record. Gene Ontology annotation, cellular component: mitochondrial envelope.